This is a messenger RNA of Erinaceus europaeus (western European hedgehog), 4546 nucleotides long. RefSeq names its product G protein-coupled receptor class C group 5 member B (gene GPRC5B). Gene Ontology annotation, biological process: G protein-coupled receptor signaling pathway. The record is from RefSeq and is a predicted model, not a curated record. Gene Ontology annotation, molecular function: G protein-coupled receptor activity; protein kinase binding; protein kinase activator activity. The coding region runs from base 167 to 1336 and encodes 389 amino acids. The transcript has 5 exons. Lineage: Eukaryota; Metazoa; Chordata; Mammalia; Eulipotyphla; Erinaceidae. Gene Ontology annotation, cellular component: plasma membrane; signaling receptor complex; intracellular membrane-bounded organelle.
GGGACGGGGCAGCGGGCGGGGGCCGGGCCAGGGGGCGCCCCGCGCAGCGGCUCCCGGGCGCUGCAUUGAGGCCGGGCGGGCGGGCUAGCGGGCGCCGCUGCAGCUAUGUGACUCGCGCCGUGGGCAGCGGAGCGUCGGCGCUGCGGGGCCGCGGGGUCGAGAGAAGAUGAGAGCUCACCAGGCACUUGCCUUCCUCCUGCUCUUCGUGAUCGCCUCUGGGGCCUCUGAGAACGCCAGCACGUCCCGGGGCUGCGGGCUGGACCUCCUUCCCCAGUACGUGUCCCUGUGCGACCUGGACACCAUCUGGGGCAUCGUGGUGGAGGCGGUGGCCGGGGCAGGCGCCCUGAUCACGCUGCUCCUGAUGCUUAUCCUGCUGGUACGGCUGCCCUUCAUCAAGGACAAGGAGAAGAAGGACCCGGUGGGGCUGCACUUCCUCUUCCUGCUGGGGACCUUGGGCCUCUUCGGGCUGACGUUUGCCUUCAUCAUCCGGGAGGACGAGACCAUCUGCUCUGUGCGCCGCUUCCUGUGGGGCGUUCUCUUCGCGCUCUGCUUCUCCUGCCUGCUGAGCCAGGCGUGGCGGCUUCGGCGGCUGGUGCGCCGUGGCAAGAGCCCGUCAGGCUGGCAGCUGGUGGGCGCGGCUCUGUGCCUGGCGUUGGUGCAAGUCAUCAUCGCCGUGGAAUGGCUGGUGCUGACCGUGCUGCGCGACGCCAAGCCGGCCUGUGCCUAUGAGCCCAUGGACUUCGCCAUGGCCCUCAUCUACGACAUGGUCCUGCUGGCUGCCACCCUGGGGCUGGCGCUCUUCUCACUCUGCGGCAAAUUCCAGAAGUGGAAGCAGAACGGGGCCUGCCUGCUGGUCACCGCCUUCCUCUCUGUGCUCAUCUGGGUGGCCUGGAUGACCAUGUACCUCUUCGGCAACGCCGAGCUGCGCCAGGGAGAGGCCUGGGGUGACCCCACCCUGGCCAUAGCGCUGGUGGCCAGCGGCUGGGUCUUCGUCAUCUUCCACGCCAUCCCUGAGAUCCACUGCGCCAUCCUGCCCACCCCGCAGGAGAGCACUCCCAACUACUUUGACACCUCGCAGCCCAGGAUGCGGGAGACGGCGUUCGAGGAGGACGUGCAGCUGCCACGGCCCUACAUGGAGAACAAGGCCUUCUCCAUGGACGAACACAACGCAGCUCUCCGGACGGCGGGCUUUCGUAAUGGCAGUUUGGGGACCAGACCCAGCGCUCCAUUCCGAAGCAACGUGUACCAGCCAACUGAGAUGGCCGUUGUGCUCAACGGGGGGACUACCCAGAUCUACACUCUGAAGACCCCCUGGCAACCCACCGACCUGGGUUAGUGUUGAGACUGGACUCCCCAGCAUCCAGCCUGCCCCCCAGCUCCUUUGAAAUCCUGAUCCCAACCGCUCCGCCGAGUUACACUGGAAGACACCUCUGGUGAAAGACUUUAAACUCCAGAGAAUCAGAAUCUCUCUUACUGAUUUUUCUUCCUUGGCUGUGUCUUUCUUGAGGGAGAGAUCAGUAACAGUAGCGGAACCCAGCCGCCUCGCAGCCAGGAGCUCUGGGAAUCCUAGCCGAGGGGAGUGCGUGUAAAUGUGAACACUGCUGAACUGAAAGAAAAAAAAAAAAUGCUAACACCGACUGCCCACCCCUCCCUGCCACACACACACACACACACACACACGAAAACUUAAUACCAAACCAACCUCAAUCCCUGAAGACUAAAGCAAAGCUAAUUGCAAAUAGUAUUAGGCUCACUGGGAAGGCCGUUUCAUCCUCUGGGUCCUGGGGGUAACACAGAACCAAAUUCACAGCCUGUGGGCCAGGCUGGCGUUGGUUGAAUAUGGAGGUGCCUGUGCCAUCGCCCCCUCACUCUCCCCUGGCAAGUGCUGGUCCCCAGGUGACCUCUCAGAGGUGACCGUUGCAUUGAGAGGACUAGGACUGAUGGGAACGGUUCUACCGGCUGGCCUGUGGGGUUGGACAUUUCAGGAGAGCUCAGGAGGAGCUGAGGAGGUCUUGGGUGUAAUCCCAAGAUGAGACCCCACCCAAUCAUAGAGGCUCAGGGGUGGCUUUCCAAUCAGAGGUGGUGGGGAAUCCUGGCAAGCGCCAAAGAGAAGGCUAUCUGGGAGCUGACGUGCCCAUCACGUUUAGAAAGUGGUGACCGACCACUGUUCCUUCUGUGGGCCUCUGGCCCCAGCGUUGGUGGCAGGACAGCAAUCCCACACUCCCAUCCCCCCCCCAGAGGCUGGCCGGGACACCCCGCAAUGUCCUAGUGCUCCUCAGCCUUUGCCCCAUUUUAUCCUCACGUUCAUUUCAAAAGCUCACUGGCUUCGGGCCUUUCUGGGUUGGCCAUGACAAGGCCACAAGCAGGUCUCCCACGAUGGCGUCACAUGACAGGGUUCAGGGGAGGGGGAGCUCAGGACGGAGAGAGUACCCCUUCUGCCUCACCUGCAGUGAAUUCCAGGUCUUUUGCCUGGAUGUAGUGAAAGUCCCCAGGGUGAGGGGCAGGACACAUGGGGUUGUCUUGCUGCUUUGGGGUGGUGUGUGGGGUCAUCUCUGUCUUGGUUUUUCUCUCCAAGUUCCAUGAAAACUAGCUCUCUUCAAAGCUCAUUGUUUCUGCCAUGGUCUCCAUCUGUCCUGAGCAAGUCGUUCCUUUGUUAUUUGGCAUCUCCAACAUCUCAGCCACUCCAAGGCCCCUGCUCUGCACUGUUUGGCCAGUAUACCCGCUAGCAACGACUCAGAGCAAACACUAACCUGACCGCGUGGAAUGUACACUCGAGAGCGGGUCCCUUGGCCUCUAUUCUAACUGCCAUAUUGCUGUUUUCCGUUUCUUCUUCUAUAAAAACAACCCAUAAGCCUUUAACCUUUACAGAAAAUGAAGAAGGUUAGUGUUUUCGGGAGACGGGAGGCUAACCUCUUCAGAAGCCACUGUGUCACGGCUGAAUAUGUUUGAAUAAACCUUCUAAUUUUUCUCGAGGCCCUAGUCUGCUGUGUCCCGACCUCACCCUCCCGCUUCCUUACAGAGCACUGGGGGAAGACUGAGGCCAAUCUGGCCAGCCCCCACCCUGCACCCUGCUCCGAGUUUUCCUUUCUGCUAGUGUUUCCUUGCACUGAGCAUGCAUGGGGAGGAGCAAGCAUGGCUCCUGCCCACAGCAUGUGCUUGUUUCUGGAGGAUCGGAUUCCAGCCCCCCUGUGCCCAGGACGCAUUGGGGGGAACUGGCCACAUGGCGUACUGGGUGGUGGGGCGGGUGGUUGCAUGCAGACCCAGUCUUCUGCAAAUACAGACAUCUCCGCACACCUCGGUCUGGUCCAGUGAGAGGCGACAGCGCUAUGCCUUCUCGUGCCAGGAAGUGGCUACUCACCCCAGCUCUCUGGAGUCCUUUGGAGCUCUCUGACCUACCCAUGACUCGGUCUGCAAGAGUGCCCCCUUGCAGAAGGGAGAGGCUCUCAUGCUCGCUGGCUCUCAGUUCUUGGUUCCGGAGUAGAAGGUGAGCCCCCCCACCCCCGAAAAUGGCUGCAGGUGGAGCGGUGGUCCUGCCUCCAUAAACCCGGAGCUGCUCUGAGCCGCGGGGGAGAGCUCACUGAGUGGAUGAGACCUGUGGCUUGGCUUUGCUUUCCAAACUCUGAUCUGAUCUUGCGCUUCUGGGGUUUUUGUUUUAUUUUGGCCCCUCCCAGUGGAGACGGAGGUGGGGAAAGGGCAGAGGACUGCUUUUCCUGAUGGCCUCUCCCUGAUGGGCACACAAGGUCACUCACCGUCUGCCAGGACACCCUUGGGGCUGCCCCCACAGAAUGAGUUUAAAGCCACUUUUAAACGAGAUGGCACCUCCAUUUGUGUCCACAAGACUUGCCCUGGAGGAGAGCAUCUGUGGUGAAUCCCUAACUGUAAGCACAAGUCUUUCCAUGUCCCCUUAGUCAAGACACCUUGGGAGUAUAACAGCCACUCUUAUUACCCCACCCCCUUAAUAGAACCUGGUUGUUCUGUUCUGGAUUUCUGGCUGAGGCUGGAGGAUGGAGAGUAGGGGAGUCAGCUCAGAGAACCCACAAACUGGGGAGGACUGUGUCUCAAGGGUUUCAGAUUUCGGUGUUGAGUCAGGGAUCCAGUGCUUGUAGCACAGAUUCUGUCAGGGCCCCACUAAGCAGGUGUCCACUGGGGGUGGUCUUCUUGCUUAGCCCAAGCUGAGCUGAGCCCCAAACAGAAAGGGAGCAUUGUGGCUCUUAUAAUCCAGUGAUUAUACCAGCUUCCAGGAGUUCACAGCAGGUGCUUUGUAUUCAUUGAUAAAAGAGCUAAAGCUCGUUUUUGAUAGAUAAUAUAUAUUUAUUAAAUGUAUUAAUGUGUGUUUUAUAAUGUACCCUCAUCCUUCCCUGGCUGACUACUGCAUACUUACUAAAAAAAAAAAAUCGUAAAGGCUAUUUCCAGACAAUCAAUGUAUAUCAUGAAAUGACUGUAUAUAAAUAUCACAGAUUUAAAAGGUUGUAAAGCAUGGGCAGAUAGGUUUUAUUUUCCAAAUGCUGUUCUUAACACAAAAAUAAAGGCUUUACUAUUUACUUAA